Molecule: messenger RNA, 2429 nt
Organism: Tupaia belangeri chinensis (Chinese tree shrew)
Lineage: Eukaryota; Metazoa; Chordata; Mammalia; Scandentia; Tupaiidae
Gene: UBOX5
Product: U-box domain containing 5
Exons: 6
Coding region: 326-1957 (543 amino acids)
Biological process (GO): protein polyubiquitination
Cellular component (GO): nucleus
Molecular function (GO): ubiquitin-ubiquitin ligase activity; ubiquitin protein ligase binding
Source: RefSeq, a predicted model, not a curated record
GCCGGAAGUGGAGCUGUGUAGCCCGGUGUUCCCGGAGGAGUGGCUGUGUCGCCGCAGCUGGAAGGAUCCGGGCUCUGGCGUUGCGGCGCCCGCCUUCGCCACGCUCAGCUGGUGAUCCAAACUGCUGAGGAAUCUGCCACAUGGUAGUGUGGGAUAUGAUCUACAGCGGCCACCAGAGAUGCCGGGCAGGAGGCAAGAGGUACCACUCAGUUUGACACACUAGAGAGAAUUUAACAUGGAUGGACUGAACAGGCUCUGAAAAUAUUCCCUUGAAUUACAUUUUGGCUAUUUCUGAUGCUUGGAAGCUAUCCCUUUGGCUACAAAGAUGGUAAUAAACCUUUGCCUCCCACAGUUCAGACCAAGAAUUCACUGCAACAAGAUAUCAGCUGAUGGUUAUGAAGUAGAAAAUCUCAUCUCCGAAGACCUCACAAAGAGAAGUCAUGGUUUCAGGACAGAGUAUUUCAUUAAACCACCAGUCUAUGUGACGGUUUCCUUUCCUUUUAAUGUGGAAAUCUGUAGGAUUAACAUAGACCUCUCAGCUGGGGUAGGCCAGAAUGUCACUGGUCUGGAAAUGUACACGUCUGCCUUAUCUAGCAGAGGGUCUUGGGGUACUCCUGAGGGCCAGAGCACAGGCCCAGCUGAACCAUCUGUCCCAGACAAGGAGGCAUUCACCUUGGUAGGCAAAGUCUUACUGAAAAACCAGAGCCAAGUGGUGUUCAGCCACAGGGGCUUCAAGGCCAGGCCGCCUUUUAGCCCAAUGGAAGUCACACCCCCCUCCCCUGCUAUUGUGGCCCAGGAGCUCUGGAAUAAAGGGGCACUUUCCCUUAGCCACGUGGCCCAUCUCAAGAUCUGUAUCACCCACGUGAUGGGCAGUGGCAUCCCUUGCAUCAAGAGGUUGGAAGUGUGGGGCCAGCCAGCCAAGACCUGCUCUCAAGAGGUGAUAGACAGCGUCUUGCUGGUUGCCUCAGAGAGUCUGCCUCAGGGCUUGGCUCUGCAGGCCCCAGCCUUGCCCAUGGAGAGUGACUGUGACCCAGGAGUCCUGGGUGAGGGCCAGCAGGCCCCCUCCAGUCUGCAGGAGCUGACUGAGGUGAUUCAGGAUGUACCUGAGGAGUUUCUGGACCCCAUCACUCUGGAGAUCAUGCCUUGCCCCAUGCUGCUGCCCUCAGGCAAGGUCAUCGACCAGAGCACACUGGAGAAGUGUAACCGCAGUGAAGCUGCCUGGGGCCGAGUACCCAGCGACCCUUUCACAGGGGUAGCCUUUACUCCACACUCCCAGCCGCUGCCUCACCCCUCCCUGAAAGCCCGGAUUGACCAUUUCCUGCUUCAGCACUCCAUCCCUGGCUGCCAUGUGCUUGGGAGAGCACAGCCUGCACUGGCAGUGACCCCGUCUUCCAUUGCUCUGCCCUCUCGGAAAAGGAAGAUGGAGCAGGUAGACCAUGCCCCCGACAGUAGCCAUGGUGUGACUGCGUCCUGCUUUUCUACCACAAGCCCUCUGGUCUUACCCACUACCUCAGAGCACACCGCUAAGAAGAUGAAGGCCACCAGUGAGCUGGGCCUGACCCACAUGGACUGCUCAACAGGUAAUUCACCUUCUCAACCUGAGCAGAGCCUGUCCCAAAGCUUGGAAAUUGCCUUGACAUCCCCCCUCGGCUCCAUGCCCUCCUUCACGGCUCGGCUGACCAGGGGGCAGCUCCAACAUCUGGGCACACGAGGGAGCAGCGCUUCCUGCAGGCCAGGUGCUGGCUCGGAGCAGCCUGGGAGCAUCUUGGGCCCCGAGUGCGCCUCCUGCAAGAGAGUGUUUUCUCCCUACUUCAGAAAGGAGCCCGUGUACCAGCUGCCCUGUGGCCACCUCCUGUGCCGGCCCUGCCUGGGUGAGAAACAGCGCUCGCUGCCCAUGACGUGCCCAGCCUGCCAGCGGCCCGUUGCCAGCCAGGAUGUGCUGCGGGUCCACUUCUGAGCGACCAGCCUCUACUGGAGAAGACCCGCUGCUGGGAGGAGCUGAGGGGGACAGAGUCCCAGGCACUGAGCUGCCUUUUCUUUCCCGGGGCUUUCCUUUAUCACCUCGCAGUGUGGCGUGCCAGAGCGAGGCCUAGGGCUGGCCAGCUGCUCCUGCCCAAGUGGCAGUAGGAUAACAAAGCCAUAGAUGGGGCUGGGAGAGAUGUCCUGCCAGGGCCUGCCGGAGCCAGCCCCUGGGCAGGAGCACCCCUGCUGAGGGCCCCGGUGUCUGCACACACCCCCAUCCAGCAGUGCCGUGUGAGUGGAGCACAGUAGACUACGGCUCGGGAUCUCCAAGAGAGCGUUGUCGCUUUCAGGGUCACCCCAGAGUGACUGUGGCAGGGAUCUAUGGAGUGCAUGCCUCAGCCCCACCCCAUGGCAGACCAGCCGAGCCUUAAUAAAGUGAUGGUGACGUCGCCGUGUGCUUCCUCCCA